AUGAGAGUUUGCAUUCCCUUCUUACCUUGCAGUGCAGCACCCACCCACCGCAACAAUGCGCGGGCUGGUUCAGUUCACCGCAAACCUCCCGCCACCAUGGCCCGCCUUGGAGGCGCGCCCGCGAACUCGCCGCUGCUUCUGCUCUUCCUCGCCACUCUGCUGCCUCUGCUCGCCGCGCCGGUUACCGCGACCUUCUUCUCCGCGCCCACCUUCCCCGACUUCUCUUUCGACGCGCUUAAGAACCUCGUGGCCGGCAAGAAGCUCCCCGCCGGGAAACUGCGCGCCAAGUCCAGCCCGCGCGUGAACAACCUGGCGCAAUCGUGCGGAUACUUCUCCGACGCGCCUUACUUCUCCAACGGGCUCACCGCGCUGCUGCCCAGCAACCUGUACAAGAAAGGCGACACGUGCGGCACGUGCUACGCCGUGGAGUGCGCGGGCGGCGACAGCUGCAAGGAGGACAACGCGACGGUGACGGUGCGCGUGGUGGGAUCCGUCGGAUGGUUCACGCUGCACCGCGGCCCCGUGCUCUCCACCCAGGCGUGGGACCGCAUCGCCAGCUCGCGCGACGGGCGCGGCGUACAGGUCAAAUUCAAGCGCACCAACUGCAAGAGCCCCAGCGGGAUGGUCGUGCGCGUGCGCACGGGGUCCAACAAGAACCGCUUCCGCCUGCAGCUGCUCGGCACUAAGGGCCCCGGUGCUGUGCGCCUUGUUGAGGUGUCGGUCGACGGCAGCAAGUGGACGGCGCUGAAGAGGGAGCGCCGCACCACCACGUGGCAGCUGCUGCACCAUAAGGAUAUUGCGCGGUCGGGAAAGCCCAUCAGUGUCCGCGUGACCGCCGACAAAACGGGGCAGAAGGUCGUCCUGGACAAGAUCAUCCCCGCUAAGUGGACUCCGUCUAACACGUACGGGCCGAGCCUCACCAAUUUCGACGAGAUGCCGGCAAGCGUGGAGUCACCCAAGUCGUCCAUCACGAAACGCACUGACGAGGCUUCUUCGACAGAGGGCGCCCCUUCGGCUAAGCCCGUUGGGGAGAAGCAAAGCUCCAGUGAGGACAUCAAGGAGCUGGCAGUCCCCAGUGCCACCCCUCAGGCUGAUUCCAAUGCCCCUGUGGAGUCGGACUCGUCAGCGUCCGGGCCUCGCAUCGCGUUUGAAGAGGACGAGGCAGAAGAGGAGUCCGAAUGGGGAGAGGAUGAGGAGGAGAAUGGUGGCAGGAGCCUCGCGGAGAAGGAAGAUGCGGCGGACGAGAUGGAGGACGGGUGGGCGCUGGGAGACGCCGGCUGGGGGGACGACGAGGCGCAGCGGGAGGCGGACGCUGAGGAGCGUGCGGAAGGCAGGAGCCUGGCGGAGGAGGGGGAGAGCGCGGCGGAAGAGAUGCAGGGGAAGAUGGCGGAGGAGGGUGAGGAGGAGGAGAGACGCAUGCUGGCUGAGGGAGACUGGGUGGAUGAAAACGAGGCGAGCGACGAGGGCGAGGAGAGCGAGGAGGGAAGGAUGCUUGCUGAGGGAGAGGAGGUGGUCGAGGACGAGGUGGACGAGGACGAUGGCAGGGUGCUGGCGGAAGUGGAGGCAGUGGGUGAGGAGGCCGGUGGAAUGGAUGACGUUGACGAGGUUGACGAGAUCUUGAUGUCCAGGAAGCUUCAGGAUGAGGAAGAAGGGAUUGAGCUUCCGCGCAAGCUGGCUGACGACAAUGAAGAGAACAAGAACGAGGAAAAGAAGGAAGUGAAGAAGCCAGGGGUUCUGAAGAGGACGGCAAAUGCGAUCAAGAACUUUUUUAAGAACCUCGGUGAUCGCAUCACUGGCAAGCGCAACAAGCCCGCCGACAACAGCCCCCGCAAGGCAGGCCCAACGGAAGCCAAGGAAUAG
Messenger RNA from Closterium sp. NIES-65, 1860 nucleotides. Lineage: Eukaryota; Viridiplantae; Streptophyta; Zygnematophyceae; Desmidiales; Closteriaceae. The record is from the annotation of a GenBank genome assembly.